AUGGACCCAGGGGGCUGCCCUGAGACCUCAGCACCAAACGCCCGCCACUUGGGGGCCCCUGAGGCCCUUCAGAAUCCAGGGGGCCCCGGGGCCCCUGGGGCCCCGGGGGCCCCUGAACCACACGAGGCACUUGGGGCCCCGGGGGCCCCUGAGAUUUCUGGGGGCCCUGGGGGCCCCGUGGCUCGAGGAGGCCCUGAGGGGGCCCCUGGUAGUGUUGGUAGCUGUGGAGUGUUUGUGUAUGAAGAGAGAGUGGGUUUGGUGGAAGCGGAGGAGAAGCAGCAGCAGCAGCAGCAGGAGAAGCAGCAGCAGAAGAAGAAGGAGAAGCAGCAGCAGCAGCAGCAGGUGAAGCAGCAACAGCAGCAGCAGGAGAAGCAGCAACUGCAGCAGCAGGAGAAGCAGCAGCAGAAGAAGAUGGGGAAGGAGAAGCAGACAGAACGAUGCGGGGAGAACCAAAUGAAACUGCUGCAGCGCCUGAUGACACUGACACCUGAGGCCCCUGAGAGUCCAGGGGCCUCCGAGGCCCUUGCGGCCCCAUAG
Eimeria mitis is the source of this 537-nucleotide messenger RNA. RefSeq lists its product as uncharacterized. Bases 1 to 537 code for a protein of 178 amino acids. The record is from RefSeq and is a predicted model, not a curated record. NCBI's taxonomy places the organism in Eukaryota, Apicomplexa, Conoidasida, Eucoccidiorida, Eimeriidae. The transcript is spliced from 3 exons.